Podarcis raffonei (Aeolian wall lizard) is the source of this 1372-nucleotide messenger RNA. RefSeq names its product NADH-ubiquinone oxidoreductase chain 5-like. The record is from RefSeq and is a predicted model, not a curated record. Gene Ontology annotation, molecular function: NADH dehydrogenase (ubiquinone) activity. NCBI's taxonomy places the organism in Eukaryota, Metazoa, Chordata, Lepidosauria, Squamata, Lacertidae. The transcript has 2 exons. Gene Ontology annotation, biological process: electron transport coupled proton transport; ATP synthesis coupled electron transport.
AUGGUUUGCCCGCCCAGACGCCAAUACCGCAGCCCUUCAAAAAUAACAAUCGAAACCAAAACUCCCCCCCUCCUCCCUCUUUUUGGCCUAAUUCUCGCUUCCGCAGGUAAAUCCGCACAAUUCGGACUUCAUCCAUGACUUCCAGCUGCUAUAGAAGGUCCAACACCAGUUUCAGCCCUACUGCACUCUAGCGCUAUAGUUGUAGCUGGCAUCUUCCUUCUUAUCCGACUUCACCCUAUUUUACAAAAUAACAAAACAGCCUUAACUAUCUGCCUUUGCCUAGGAGCACUCACCACACUAUUUACAGCUCUUUGCGCUUUAACACAAAACGAUAUUAAAAAAAUUAUUGCCUUCUCAACCUCUAGUCAACUAGGACUCAUAAUAGUAACCAUUGGUCUAAACCAACCACAACUUGCCUUUCUUCACAUUUCAACACAUGCCUUUUUUAAAGCAAUACUAUUCUUAUGCUCUGGCGCAAUCAUUCAUAACCUUAACAACGAACAAGAUAUUCGAAAAAUAGGGGGAAUACAAAAAAUAUUGCCAACUACAGCUACCUGUCUAACUAUUGGCAACCUCGCUUUAACAGGAACCCCAUUUCUAUCAGGCUUCUACUCAAAAGAUACAAUUAUUGAAACCAUAAACAACUCUCACCUAAACGCCUGAGCCCUCAUCCUUACACUAUUUGCAACUAUAUUGACCGCUACCUAUACCAUACGAAUAACCUUCUACGUCCAAAUAAACACACCACGAACAACAACAUCACUAACAAAUGAUACACCACCAACCCUUUCUAAUCCUCUUAUUCGUCUUGCCAUUGGAAGCCUUGUAGUAGGCUUAAUCCUUAUAACCACCUUUCUUCCAACAAAACCUACUCCAGUCACAAUACCAACCUCUAUAAAAGUAACCGCUAUUAUUAUCGCCACCUUUGGAGCACUCUUCGCCCUCCAAAUUGCAAAAAAAACAACCUGACUUACAACCACAAAACGAUCAAAACACCACGAAUUUUCUAAUCAACUAGGCUUCUUUAACCCAACACUUCAUCGCAUCAUUCCACUAACCUCACUAUUUAUAGGACAAAACAUAGCCCUUCACAUCAACGAUCUCCUUUGAUUAGAAAAAUCAGGACCCAAAGGACUAGUUUCCUUAAACCUUCCUAGCAUUAAAGCCAACACACUAGCACAAAAAGGCCUAAUAAAAUUUUAUUUGUCCAUUUCUAUUAUCACCUCAGCAUGCUUUAUCACAAUCAUAUGAACCUAACUGCACGAAGACCCCCCCGCACUAACCCACGAGUUAACUCCAAUACAACAAAUAGUGCUAACAACAAUGCCCAUCCACAAAUCAAUAAACCCCACCCACCCAAACAAUAUAAUAA